AUGGAAACAAGCAAAGCUGAGGAGAAGAGGAGCUUCAAGUACAAGAUGGAGGAUGAGGAUGAAGAUGAGGAUGAUGAUGAAUAUUCCAAUACUGAAUUAGGAUCUGGAGAGGAAGAGAGAAAUAAGAGAAUGAUGACUCCCUCUCCCUCUACCAAGAAAGGUUCCGGUAGCGGAGGAGGGUCAACGCCGCCUACUUGCCAGGCUGAGGAUUGCAAUGUUGAUCUGAGUGAUGCCAAGCACUAUCACCGCCGCCACAAGGUGUGUGACUUUCAUGCCAAGGCUCCGGUAGUCAGCGUUGCCGGAAUCCAGCAAAGGUUUUGCCAACAAUGUAGCAGGUUCCAUCAGCUAACAGAGUUUGAUGAAUCUAAAAGGAGUUGUCGUAGACGUCUAGCUGGACAUAAUGAGAGGCGUCGGAAAAGCUCAUCUGAAUUUCAUAGAGAAGGCUCGCAUUGAUAAGGAUUAGUAAUUGGAGGAAGACUUACAAAGUGGGAGAAUUUAGAUUUCUCCCUUAAAAUUCCUUCCGAUCAUUUUAAGAUCUAUCGGUCAAAAAAAAAUCUACGCGGAUGCAUGCUCUCUCUCUUCUGUCAAUCCUUAAUUGGCUUUUCAUUAUGCACUAUUGCUCUUUAAUUUAUCUAAAACAUUAAAAUAAUUAUGCCUAAAAGCAUUUUGGCAUGUACCAUCCAAUUGUGGCUAAGUGGUAUUUGACUCAUUGUUAUAUAUAUAUAAAAGUCUACAUUGCUCAUAUAUAUUGACUUUCCUUUAAUGUUUUUCCCCCCUAAAG
Molecule: messenger RNA, 781 nt
Organism: Quercus lobata
Lineage: Eukaryota; Viridiplantae; Streptophyta; Magnoliopsida; Fagales; Fagaceae
Gene: SPL3
Product: squamosa promoter binding protein-like 3
Exons: 2
Coding region: 1-453 (150 amino acids)
Biological process (GO): flower development
Cellular component (GO): nucleus
Molecular function (GO): DNA-binding transcription factor activity; DNA binding
Source: RefSeq, a predicted model, not a curated record